Messenger RNA from Misgurnus anguillicaudatus (oriental weatherfish), 1313 nucleotides. It is a transcript of the gene sla1b, whose product is annotated as Src like adaptor 1b. The record is from RefSeq and is a predicted model, not a curated record. Gene Ontology annotation, molecular function: protein binding. NCBI's taxonomy places the organism in Eukaryota, Metazoa, Chordata, Actinopteri, Cypriniformes, Cobitidae.
UCCUCAUUUACACAGACCAGGCCCCUUUGUUAACACUUAUCAGCGGAAAGUCACAACAAAUAAGAGUAGAUUAUAUUAACACGCACUGCACCCAUAAAGAGAGGAGAGGAUAUUCUCGACAACACAAUUAGGAAGUCAGACUCGUGUGAUGGCUGCUUGAAUGGGGUAAAGCAUAGGAAGAGCACAGUACAUGUGUGAAGACCGGCAAUGGGAAAUGCUCAGACAAGCCCAAGAACAGAUUUCAGACAAACUCCAGAUAAUGAAGACCUUUUAGCAAGAGUGCAUGACAAUGACACAGCGGUAGUGUUGGAUGAUUACCCUUCUUCUCAUGUCUGUGAGCCUAUAUUUCGUAUGGGAGAUUGGCUGAAAGUAGUGUCUGAAGAAGGGUACUGGUGGAAGGUCUACUCAGUCCAAACCAAGGAAGUGCAUUAUAUACCGGAGUGUCAGGCAGCAAAAGUCUACCAUGGCUGGCUGUUCGAAAAAAUAACCAGGCCAAAGGCUGAGGAAUUGCUUCGUCUGCCGCAAAACCGAGUCGGGUCUUUUCUGAUCAGAGAGAGUGGAAAAGGUAUGUAUACCCUGUCGGUGCGCCACAGAGCUGUUAAACAUUAUCGAAUAAUCCGGAUGCCAAACAACUGGUACUACAUCUCUCCACGCCUCACUUUUCCAUGCCUGGAAGAGUUGGUCAACCACUACUCUGACGUAGCAGACGGUUUGUGUUGCGUUUUGACGGGCCCCUGCUUAACUGUCUGUGAAACAACUUUUAGUCAGUUGCCUCCAUUGACUCCAGGUCUGAGAAAACUUUCCUUUGACUGGAGAUCAGUGAGCAGCUCGGACCUCAUACGUCAGAGCACAACCCCUUCUGCUACAAACAAAGACACAGCUGUCAGCUACGGAGUGCAAAACAGUGUCUCCUCCUACUUGACCUUACUGGGAGAACAGGAGAAGCCAGAGAGAAAAAAGUUUAGCUUGAAGAAAAAGAAAUGGAGAUCUGUCCACAUGGUCUCUAACUACAGGCUUGACAGUUUGGCCACUGUGGAAGAUGAAUAUGAGGUGGUGCAGUGACAGAUCACAAUGGCUUCAAUGGUGAACAUAACUCACACAAAGUGGGUCAGAAAGUGACUGGAUGUCUGUUUUGCGGUUUGUUUUUCAAGCACAUUACAUUUUUUCAUUUUAAUAUUCAGGAUUGGUUUUAAAGUUUAAGUAUGAUUUUACUGUAAAAGUGACCUCAGAAAUCAAUUAUGUUACACAAUAAGGUGGUAGUGUCAUUCUUUCCACAUUAAAAAAAACAACAGGCUUUGGUUCUUACCAUGAGU